CCGCUUUCAUGAGCUGUGUGGAAAGCCAGUGAGUAAGAAAGCAGAGGGAGAGGAGAGAGGAAAAAAGAGACGGUGGGGAUGUGUGUGAGUGUGCGGUGAUCGUUCCUGCAGGUACAGUCAGAGCCGGAUACGGGUUUUACAGCCGCACCAGACCGCGGCAAAACCGUCUCGGAGCCUGCGUCUCUCCUCCUCAUCCCUUCCAAAAACCCUCCGCAAUGUCUGGCGGAGGAGAGGUACGCGUCCUCCGCCAAGAGGCCGGGCAAGAGAGCCCGAGGAUGCCGGCCUGGAAGCGAGAGAUCCUGGAGAGGAGGAAAGCAAAGGGCGGCGGGUCUGGAGGACCCGGCUCCGUGGAGACAAGUCCCGGUGGUGCGGGCCCGCAGCGGGCAAACGGCGAGCUGAUCGGAAAUGUGAACGGCAGCAGCGGAUCCCCUAGUGACAGCGGUGCGAGCGGCGGGUCCGGGCGGAACUACACCAUCACCACAGCCAGUCAACACUUCACGAACAACAAAGAGCCACGGCCGAUGGCCACAGGGAGGACGAGUUCAAGAGAGGACGACAGACAGGAGAGCCUAGUGCUACAAGAAAGCCUGGGCCCACUGGAGGAGAAUCCGUUCAUCAAGCUGGAGAAGGAGCGGAGGAGACGACAAGACCGAGAAAACGCCGCUCGUCCGGUCCAGCACAUCCUUGAGCUGUACGGCAGCGUACCUGGGAUACGGACUAUCCGCGCAGAGAAUAUAAUCAUAAUUGAGUCGGAUCCGGAUUACUUUCAGGAAACUGGAGGGCUAAAAAGCGGGUCCAAAUGGCAGCAAAACGGUGUCAGUAGUUAUAGCUCUCUGAACGAUCUCCUGGACCGGAGAGGGAGUGCUGUUACUGAGAUAAGAGCUAAGGAAGUGGUUAUUUAUGACACCACGUUAAGCAAGAGUGAGGAGAACCUGAGCACCCUGGGUCGCCCUGAUCAUGAGGUCUCAUAUGAGACAGGUGAGGGUCAAGGCAGGGUUAGCCGGAUGCUGCAGAAGUUUGACAGCAACUACGGGAAGCUGCAGAAGAAGUCCCACAGCACAGAGAACCUGCUGGACCUGGAUUGUAGUGCCAGCAGCAGGCCAAGACUCCGGCCCACACCACAGCCAGAUCUGGUGCCAAAGCCCUGGCCAGGUCCUUCGGUCAGCAGCCAGCCAUCUUCGCCUGUCUUCCAGAGUCCUUGCUCUUCCAAACCAAAGCCACAGUCCGCUGUCUCUGAGCUGGGAAGUCCCCAGCGCUCUGCCGGGCCCCCUCAGUCUGUGUCUUCCUUCCGUCAGAGGUUUGAGGAAAGUGGAAGCCGUGGUACUGCUGUCACACCCAGAGAUGAGCCAGACAGGGGGCAAACCAAGCCCACCAUAGAGAGAGACUGGGAGGGCGCAGAGGUGCCACCCAAACCCAAGGUGCCAUGCUCUCCGGAGACCCUUCGUGCCCGUGCCGAGUGCCCCUCAAGCCCCUUGUCAUCCAAGGUGUCGCAGUCUUCACCCGAGUUUGAGAUUCGUCCCUCCCCAAAGCCAGACCUUGCCCAAAUUCCUGAUGGGGACACCCAGGCACGGGCCCUUGCAAACCUGCGCCUGCAGUCACGAAACUCCUUCACAGUGAUCCCCAAGCGCCAUCCUGCUGCCUCAUCUGCAACAGGCAGCCCAACACCGUCCAGCCCGAUCAAGUCUUCCCCCUCUCACAGAGUGGCAGAGGUGCCCACACCAGGAGUGCCAACCUCCCACAGCCCUAUGCCUACUUUGACCCCUCCAAAGAGGAAUGAGGAGAGGGAGGUCAAAACCCCUGCAAGGCCACUGAAGCCUGAUCCUUCUCCUUCUGCUUCUACAAGUCCUGCGCCUCCUCCAGCCUCAGAACCUUUGUCUCCAUCUCCUGCUCAAACCCCAACUCCAUCCUCUCCACCUGCCCUGUCCUCACCCCCCUCUUCUCCAGCUGUCCCAUCUUCACCUUCAUUCUCUCCGGUUCCCUCAGACUCUCCUGUCCCUUCAACCCCCUCCCCAGCUCCAGAACAACCUUCUGUGGAUCAUUUGCCAGUAACAAACAUAGAUGACAUUGACGUAGAGCUCCCGCAGCGUGUGCCUGCUCCUAGCCCUAUGGUGCAAAGGAAGAAGGGGAACACCUUCACUGUGGUGCCUAAACGUAGAGUGGAACCCACGGCACAGCCAAGCUCACCUGAGCUCCAACAGGAAGCCUCAAACAAGGCUCCACCAGGAUCCACACCCCCACAGGCCCCGUAUGCUCAUCUGGGAUCCCUCCUAAAGAAACGUUACCCCGCUGUGGAGGAGAUUGAGGUCAUCGGUGGUUAUCUUUCUCUUGCAAAGUCCUGCCUCUCCAAGACUGGCUCCACCGGCAAGAAGCUCAAGAUCUCAUUCAAUGAGUCGAGUCUCCAUAGUACGUAUGAGUAUCCAUCGGAGAGCAGCGUGUGGGACAGCGGGGAUGAGGACGAGGAGGACAAACGAGACGAGAAGGUAUCGGACGAACAGCCGAGCAUGGUGGGGCGCAUCCACAUCCCUCGACCCAGUUUCACCGGCUCGCCCACGCACACGACCAACAGCAACGACCUUUCCAAUUACGUCCCCAAGCACUCUGUGGACUUCAGUGCCUGGCAGGAGCACAAACAUGAUGACAGUGUUUACCAGGAGGACACCACUUCCCAGCAGACACAGAUGACAGAGGAAGUCAUGCUCACCCCGGCAGACAGCUCCUCCCUGUCUGACUACAGCAGCGAACCUGCUCUUUACUUUUGAUCAGUCGCACCAGUCGUACCUGUACGGUAGCAUCACACCUGUGGGACCAGACUGCAGCGAGAUCUGUCACACCUGGGCCUAAACUGCCUCCAGCUCCAUACACUCCAGCUGUCUCUAAGCACAUCUUCCUGAUCAGUCAGGAAACACGUUUUGUUAUGGGGUUCAUUUUUUUUGUUUUGGAGGGAGGGGGGGUCUGAUUUACUGCCACGGUACCACUGCACGCCACGUUACCAACUGCAUAUCAGAGCAGAACUGCUUUCUGCCAGGCUGCCACUAUUCCGUUCCCACCUUCUUCCGGGCCUGAUGCAACAAAUCCAAAAGCAGCUGGACUGUCUUCCCCCUUCGAAUCUGGACAGUUGACCUGUCAUCCUCCCCUCUGACAGAAUCGAAUCCGCCCUCAAAAUCUAGAGAGAUGUCAGUCUUCCUCUCCAGACUCUGGAAGAAGUUCCCUCCUGCAGUUCUCUGUCUCUUCAGCAUUGCUGCAGGUUUUUGGGGGUUAGAUGUUGAGAAGCGAAAGAGCUGAAAGUGAGUGAUCGAACUAAAAGAACAGGAAGCUGCCAGUGCCCAUUUGUAGGUAAGGCCGCGUAACAGAGUUCAGUGUUAGCAUGGAAACAUGUCAUUAGUUGUGUAGAUUGUUGGCAGGCUCAAAGACAUAAAAAAUGGUAAAAGGGUGCCACAACUGUAGUUUUUUUUGUGUCUUUUUUUUUUGUACCUGCAUGUUUUGAUUUCAGCCAACAGCUUUGUUGGUUCUCCUUUACUGUAAAGCUUCUGUAUGCCUUUUAGUUUUCUUUUCUGGCAAACUCUGCUGUAUCGAAGCUGCUGGACGUUCAAUAGGAAAGUCUUUUAAUGGCAAGCAAACUUCAACACACACUCCCUUUUUUCACAAUAAGGGAGGCAAAAUAUGCACCCCAGGGAAGACUUCUGUCAAUCAGCAGCAACUCUGAUUUCUGAUUGAAGCGCUUGAAAAAGUGACCUUGGCCAAUAAUGUCUGUAUGUCCGUGUUGCUGGCAAUGACAAACAAAAAAUCAUCAUACUGUAGAAUGUUUCUGUGUCCUGUGUAUCGAAAGCUGUCAGAGCUCCUGACGGCUUUUCUUCUGGCUUCUCGUGUAUUUAUUCCUGCUUAAAGUUGAAGUUUGCAUGUCUGCUCAUGUACAAAAGACAUUUUUGUAAAGACAAAUUUGCUGGCCAGGACGGAACCGGGCUGGCGCAAACGGCUCCACCGGAUCUCUCUUUGUUUUUUGUUUUUCCCAGUCGGACCUCAUGUACUUAAACAUUCCACAGAGAAAGAAGCCGGUCUAUUGAAGUAAUGAAGGCAGUGGUUGUGAUCAUUCAUACUGUGGCAUGUCUGUGGGAGAGAAUGCAAGAUUGUGUGUGUGUUUGAAAGAAUACGUAAUUUUUUUUAAAGAUUGUUUUAUAUACGAGAAUGCAUGAAAUUUCCAGAUGAUUUUUUUUUUUAAACUCAUAAUGCCAACCAAUUAAAGUGUUGCUGUAACAGCCUCACAAUCAUUCUUUUACGCACGCAGCAUCGACCCUUUGGCCAGUAUUGUUGUACAGUUUCCACCAUAUUUUCAUAAGAUGUAUUUCUUACUCCUGUCUUUUUUUUUUUUUUUAUAAUUUCUCUUUAAUUUUGUCUUUUUCCAAUGAAUAUAGGAAUUGUCUGUUUUGUCUGGAGUCUUGGAUAUUCAUAGUGUUUGCACUGUUAUGCUUUUAGCUUUGUUUUGCACCUCAUGAGAAGGACCGGAGUAGGCGACAGAGGAAAUGUGCUCUUAAAAAAAACAAAAACAAACAACGUCUAGUUGGAGAGUUUGGUUUCAGAACAAUAGUCCCUAUUAGCACCUGCUUUUAUACAUCCAUUGAUUGUAUGUCACAUACAGGAGAUGGGUAAGAAUUCUGAGCCCUUUGUUUGGCAGAGUAACAAUUUGUUAGACUGCAGCUAUGAGGUUUUUUUUGGAUUAUCAAAAUGAAUGAGUGGCAUUUUGAAAUAGAACUCUUCAGCUGUACAUGAUGAACGCACUGCCGAUGAAUGCCAUGUCCGCUUUUUUCUAUUUUUUAUUUUUUUUUCAGUUUGCCACAGCCUUGCAUCAAGAGUCUUAAGAUUGUCGGCCUUGAUGCUGUGACCACAAACUGUAGCAAAAAUGUAGUUUCUCACACAGGUCCAUGGCAUCAUCUUACCCCCAGAUCACCCCUCAGAUCUGUUUAUUUUUUUGUUCUAAGACCUGAGGUGUCUCAAUCUAAUGUACAGAACUUUAAAGGACCAUACCAGUGAUUUUAACAUGUUUUAGCCCAUUUAGUACAGGUCAUAUACACUUUGCAUUUUUACAAGCCUUUGUACAAACCGUGCUACUGUGGUUUAAACAUUUGAAUGUAUGUUUUUAUGCAUUUCAGCUGUCUGCUCAAUUUCCUACAGCAUGAAGAGCUCACAGUGAACAUCAGGUCCCAUCAUGGAUCUGGAAAAAAUCCUACCUUCUUUUUUAUUUUAUUUAAUUUUUUUGUACAGAACACUCCUUCACUUAACAAGAGACUAAAUUGCUCAAGUUAGAUGUUAAACGCAAGCAGCAGAACAAGAAUUUUUGCAGUCUCAAAUUAUGAAUCUGAGUGAGUGUUCAGACCUCAGCACCACAGACACAUUUCAGUCGGUUCCAAAAAUCGGUAUCCACCUCCAAAAUGUUUUGACUUUUUGAAUGAAUCUGCACUUAAACUACAUCACCAUGCAUUACAAUUAUUUAGGGUUAACUAUAAUGGGACAGACAAAUUAAUGCAGACUUGAUGUUCACUGUGGGGGAUUACACAUCUCAAGCAAGGUUCUUGACAGUCUAGUAUUUGUUUUCAUACCUGGUGGAAAUUAAUGGAAAUGGGAGGAAAAACACAAAACCUCAUAGCCUGAAAAAAGUCAGCCAAAAUGUGAAGUACACAAGAAUUGUAAUUAAGGGGCUAAAGCUCCCCAAAUACACUGGUGUGGUUCUUGAAGUUUCAUUUUGCCCAGAGACAGCCUCUCUUGGACCUGCUGUGGAAUCGUAGCAUAACGGUCACAUGCCACGCCUGUGGAUCCAUCUGCAGAAGCUGCUGCCUUCAGCGACCAAAACCCCAAAGAGGACGUCUACUCUUUGUGGGAAUCUUCAGCUCUGUGGCUUUCUGUGAAACUGAAGGACCAAACAAGGCAGAAUAAAUUGCGUGAAUCUUCACCAGCGAGAACUUUUCUGAUGCCCGUUGCUGGGACAGAAACACACGAUUUGACUUCUGAAGUGUACAUGCGGUCUCUUGCCGCAAUGUUUUCCCAUCUGUCAACUCCUGUUGCAAAGUGAGCAGUUUGUGUUGGUCGCAGUGUAUCAACUCUGUGGUAGAAGCUCCAUCCUGUUCCCCCUUUACUUUUUCCCUUGUCUGUAAAUCUACAUCGCUGCAGAAGUGCUUACUGUAAAGCUAUUGUCAAUGAUUUGGGCAAGUUAAAAAAAAACAAACAAACAAAGUGAUGUCAUACUUGUACAAAUUAAAGCUCAAUAAAUAGGAGACCUGAACAAGUGUUAA
Molecule: messenger RNA, 6281 nt
Organism: Scatophagus argus
Lineage: Eukaryota; Metazoa; Chordata; Actinopteri; Scatophagidae
Gene: tprn
Product: taperin
Exons: 4
Coding region: 216-2759 (847 amino acids)
Molecular function (GO): phosphatase binding
Source: RefSeq, a predicted model, not a curated record